Epinephelus moara (kelp grouper) is the source of this 801-nucleotide messenger RNA. RefSeq names its product TP53 regulating kinase (gene tp53rk). The coding region runs from base 19 to 729 and encodes 236 amino acids. Gene Ontology annotation, cellular component: cytosol; nucleus; EKC/KEOPS complex. The record is from RefSeq and is a predicted model, not a curated record. The transcript has 2 exons. Gene Ontology annotation, molecular function: protein serine/threonine kinase activity; ATP binding. Lineage: Eukaryota; Metazoa; Chordata; Actinopteri; Perciformes; Serranidae. Gene Ontology annotation, biological process: protein phosphorylation.
AAGAGACCGGAAGUAAACAUGGCCCAGGAGAAGAGCAUGGCGGUCUCAGGGCUCCUCAGGAAAGCGGAGUUAUUAAAACAAGGAGCAGAAGCCCGGGUCUACCGGACAGAGUUUCUGGGAAAGCCGACUAUUGUGAAAGAAAGGUUCCCGAAACGUUACAGACACCCAGUACUGGACGAAAAACUGACACACCGGAGGACGGUGCAGGAGGUCCGCUCCAUACUGCGCUGCCGGAGAGCAGGCAUAUCCGCCCCUGUAGUCUAUUUUGUGGACUACACAUCCCACUGUAUUUUCUUGGAGGAAAUUAUGGGCUCCUCGACCGUGCGUGACCACAUCGUUUCCACUCAGCAGUCUGAUUCCUGUAAAGAGCCGGAGCUGGAGUGGCUGGCUGACAGGGUGGGCCACAUCCUGGCCAAAAUGCACGACGAGGACGUCAUCCACGGAGAUCUGACUACCUCCAACAUGCUGUUGAGACCUGGCAGAGAAGACGGGGAGUUCGACCUGUUCCUCAUCGAUUUUGGCCUGAGUUACAUCUCCGCUCUGCCAGAGGAUAAGGGAGUGGACUUGUAUGUGCUGGAGAAGGCUUUCCUCAGUACCCACCCCAACACAGAGGCGCUGUUUGAGAGGCUGCUGAAGAGCUAUACAGCAUCAUCCAAGAAGUCAUCAGCUGUCAUUAAAAAGCUUGAUGAGGUUCGGUUGAGAGGGAGGAAGAGGUCGAUGGUGGGAUAAUGAUUCAUUGGUGUGUACAGAGACAAGCUUCUCUGGAAAUGAUGUUUCUGAAAAUGUGUUCUCAUUAAAAAU